Etheostoma spectabile (orangethroat darter) is the source of this 6162-nucleotide messenger RNA. RefSeq names its product serine/threonine kinase 32C (gene stk32c). Lineage: Eukaryota; Metazoa; Chordata; Actinopteri; Perciformes; Percidae. Gene Ontology annotation, biological process: protein phosphorylation; G protein-coupled receptor signaling pathway; regulation of signal transduction. Gene Ontology annotation, molecular function: ATP binding; G protein-coupled receptor binding; G protein-coupled receptor kinase activity. The record is from RefSeq and is a predicted model, not a curated record.
GACGCAUCCCCGAUAAACAGAAGUCUCUCUGUUCGGCUGGCGUGCUACGGAAGACAACUGAACACUACCAGUAACGAGUAAUAUAUUAAACCUCCAAGUGUAACAAACCGAACAGUCUUUCUCUGAAAAAUAUUUUACAGUCCGUCGGUACUUGCUACACUUGCUCUAGCCUGGUUUAGAGAGACUUUAAGUCGCGGCGUUCACGUUUUCGGCAGAAUAAAUAUCGGAUAAAGAAAGCAAAAAUAACGGACACGGUUCGGGUGAAAUGUAUGGUUAGUGUUACUGUCUUUGAGGAGGGUGUGAGCUGUAGUUUCUCCUCAAGAGGCGAGGAAUGCUAUCUGAGCAUCGAUGUUUCACUGGGGCAAGUGGAAGAAGAGGAUGGGAGCCAAUAGUUCUUCAAAGAGACCCGUUUUCGAUGAAAAGGAAGAUGUAAACUUUGACCACUUCCAGAUAUUGCGGGCCAUUGGCAAAGGGAGCUUUGGAAAGGUAUGCAUUGUGCAAAAGAGGGACACCGAGAAGAUGUACGCCAUGAAGUACAUGAACAAACAGCAGUGCAUAGAGAGAGAUGAGGUCCGAAACGUCUUUAGAGAGCUUGAGAUCCCAGAAAUUGAACAUGUUUUUUUAGUAAAUCUCUGGUACUCCUUCCAGGAUGAGGAGGACAUGUUCAUGGUGGUGGACCUCCUGCUGGGAGGAGAUCUGCGCUACCACCUGCAGCAGAGCGUCCAGUUCAGUGAGGACGCCGUCAAACUCUACCUCUGUGAGAUGACACUGGCGCUGGACUACCUGCAGAACCAGCACAUCAUCCAUAGAGAUGUCAAGCCAGACAAUAUCCUGUUGGAUGAGCAAGGUCACGCUCACCUGACAGACUUCAACAUAGCAACGAUAAUAAAGGAUGGAGAGAGAGCCACAGCCUUAGCUGGAACCAAGCCCUACAUGGCCCCAGAGAUCUUCCAGUCCUUUGUAAGUGGAGGGACUGGCUACGCCUUUGAAGUAGACUGGUGGUCACUAGGGGUGACAAUCUUUGAAGUGCUGCGUGGAUGGAGGCCCUAUGACAUCCAUGCCAGUAACUCUGUGGAGUCCCUGUUGCAGCUCUUCAGUACAGUCAGUGUCCAGUACAGCCCGGCCUGGCCCAAGGACCUGGUUUCCCUCUUAAGGAAGCUACUGACCGUGAAUCCAGAGCAUCGUUUCUCCAGCCUGUCUGACAUGCAGACAUCUCCCUACCUCGCUGACGUCAACUGGGACGCUGUGUACGAGAAGAAGAUGGAGGCCGGAUUUGUUCCUAAUAAAGGGCGGCUCCACUGCGACCCCACCUUUGAGCUGGAAGAGAUGAUCCUGGAGUCGCGUCCCCUUCACAAGAAGAAAAAGAGGCUGGCCAAGAACCGCUCUCGAGACAACAGCAAGGAUUCACAGUCUGAGAAUGACUACCUACAGGAGUGCCUUGACGUGGUGCAACAAGAGUUCAUGAUCUUCAACCGUGAGAAGUUGAAAAGGCGUCCGGAGGAGGGUCAGUCAGAGGAGGCCGGCGGCGAUGAUGCCAGUGGAGAAGGGGACGCAGAGGGCGGGGACGGAGAGGCGGAAGGCGGGGCCACUGACGAUGACGCCCCAGAGCCAGAACCCGAUCCUGAGCCAGAUCCGGAGCCUGAGUCCUCCUCCAAACGGAGCAUGUGCGGCUCGGUCUGCUCCUCCCCUGGCAGCUGCUAGCGCCACACCGCCUGACAGUGACGAUCGCAGGUCUCUCUGGCCGCUGCAGUGUUUGUGCCAUGCCGAUAAAUAUACCCUCACUCCUCCCCUCUGUUGUAGCCAGGAGCGGAGGGAAAACGCACAGACUGACGCAGAGCAGCACCCAAAAUGUCUCCCACCAUUUCCCCUCCGUUUUUCUUUCUGUAGCAUUCUUCCGGUAGGGUAUGAAUGAAGCAGAGUCCCCGCCUACUGUACCCAUCUGCCCUAGAGUAAGCUCAAACUUCUAUGCAAUGUUACAUUAUAGCAUGACUAUAUAAGGUAUCACUUACUAGGAGGCGUCGUUCAUGAGCAGAAAGCUCCACGAGCAUGAUGACAUCCCGAGCAAUAGCGGUCCGCGUUUUUUGGGGGGUUGCUGGUUUCGGUGGAGACGCCUCCCCUCUCAGCCUUCCUUUUCAAAAUCGGAUGGGGACGACUGAAUUAUUCAGCACCGCAGGCACUCAGUUUAAGUUAUUGCCUGUGUCUUCAGUUCACUCUCCCACCCAGCCUCUUUCAUAACGUGUGCCCUAAUUUAGAACAAUAGUUUCUCCUGGAGCACCUUCCUCCUGUUGCAACACCUUUUACGUAAGUGUUCAUGGCUGUUUUCAGUCCCCUAAGAAAGUCUGGCUGGUUACAUGUUGGUAACCGGUUUAAAGUGGUACCUGUUAAUGCUAAUCAGUAAACAUUAAUCACGCUGUAGCCAUGGAUGCGUUAUAGGUCAGAAUGUUAGUUUGAUUUUCCUAUUUAAGUGUUAAACUACCAUUCUUUCUCUGAGCUUUUCUUUAGGUUAAUGAGGUACUGCAAUUUAUGGGAAAUCAGUACAGCAAUCAGAAUGAAAGGGUUUUGCUUGUCACUGUGUCCUUAAUGGUUACCAAGAUGUAGUAUUUUAGCCCUGCACCGUGCUGUGACUCAGAAAGCAUUCAGAAACUGCUCUGGGUAAUACUGUAUAAAUGCCAAUCACCAACAAUCCCAUCUUUUAAGAAUCUAUUAGAAAGCUCUGUCUACUUGACUAGACAUCAUCAUCUCUUUAAGUGCUUGGUUAGUGUGAAGAUCAUCUCCCUGUAGAGUUAGUUUCAGGGCUGUACUUAAUUGUGUAGCUGUGCCCUGUUGGUACUUCAAACUGUAUAGAUGAGCUAGUCUAAGACUGUCAUAGUGAUAUUGGUACUUUUAAGGUGGUGCCAUUAAUCGCAGUCUGAACACCUGGGAACAUGUAGCAAAGGUUCACCUUAAAACCCUAAGGCCUAAUAGAAUGAAAACCAUGUAAAUAGCAUACAGUGUAGUUAAAUCAACUCACCACAGUUUUAUGUGGGACUGCGAACUCAACAUAUAAAUUAAAAGAGCUGUGUGGAGCUUCAUACUGCUUUGUUCUACUCUUCUUUCCAAGUGUGCUGGCACAACUUGUAGGCAAAAUAUGCCAAAGCUUUUCUACCAUUUGCAUAACCAUUUCUAAGGACCUUUAAAUGUGUGCGUGUAUGUCUCUUUUUUCCCAAUAUAACAUAAGUCAGUUGUUCCUUCUGCAAGAGAAAAUACUAUAAUUUAUACAAUCAUAUUGUGAUAAUGUAAAAAGUAUCUAUUUCAGGUAAGAGGGGGGCCUUAAAGUAAUAGUUAGACAUUUGGGGAAAUACCUAUCGGCUAUCUUUACAAGUAUAUACAAGAAGACUGAUGCCACUCUGAUGUCUGUGCGUUAAGUACGUACCUGAGAGGCGAUUAGCGUAGCUUAGCAUAAAGACUUGAAGCAGGGAAAAGCAGCAAGCCUGGCUCUGUCCAAAACAAUCACUGUUACAGUUCAAAAAUCCACUUACCAGGACCCACUAAAGCUCACUAUUAUCACGUUGUAUUUAGUGUGUUUAAUCCAUCCACACAAAAUGACACAUUUCAAAUUCAUUUCAGGUGAAGUGCCAUGCUCUAUUAGGCAAACAGCUCAGAGGAUUUUCAGAAUUGUUGCACAGACGUCCUGGAUGGAUGGCAAAAGUAUUGUUACAUAGGUGCGCUUUUUAUUUGUGUACAGAUUUAAAAUAAGAUACAUUGUCUUGCCUUUAUGUGUGAGCUUUAGAAGUGUUGGAAGUGGAUACUAAACUCGAGGGAGUGCAAGGCGCUGGUCACAUGACAGACGGAUGCAACCAUAGUUACAUUUACAGAGAGUUCUUACUAGCUAGCUUACAAGUAGUGUAAAACCGGAUCAUGUGUAAAAAAUGACAGUUAAGAGUGCCUUCAGUAGCCUAAGUUACCUUGUGACUUCUGUAUUCCUGUUCUGGUGUCUUAAAUAUGAGGGGUGCCCAGUAAUAGACAAAAUUAAUGUGACAAAAUAAUGAUGAAAAAUUCUAAUGAAAGACACAGCUCUAAUACAUUCAUAUUUAAAUAAAAUAACAACAAACUUUAUUUAAAUAAUCAUUUUACAGCAGCAUAGUGUCACCAUUAUUCAUUUUUAAUAAAAACUCAUGAUAUAGCAUUAACAAAUACACAGCAAAUUGGGAUCUACAUUGUGAUUGUAGCUAUGUUGUAGCAUUUUAAUAACAAUUUAAUAAUGAAGGCAUGGGCUUGUUCGCUGUAGUUUGAUGAUGGAGGGUUCAUUUCAGUUUGGUCUUUCUAGGUUCAGUUGGCAGACCGCUACGUUAGCUUGGUACAGGGAGGGAUGGUGGAGAGGAAGUUAGCCUCCACCAAAAGAGGAGGAAAUGUGCUAUAUUCCAAAUGUUGUCAUAGUAACAUGUUGUGUGUUCUUAGCUGGCUUGCUAAUUUUAGCCAAAUUCACAUUCAGGAAUAACCAGUCCUUGUGGGCAGACACCGGGGCUAACGUUAAGCUAGCUGCUAGCGGUCAGUUUUGAGCCGUUUGACGGCACCUUUAACGGAGCUUGGCUAAGUAAUGUCACCAAUUACUUUUUCUCUUGGGUAAUUUGUAAAGUAGCCCAAUGUAAAUACCUCUUUCAAUUAGUAACAUGUAAUUGGUUAUAUUAAAUUAAUUUGCUUAGCACUGUUAGUUUCAAUUCCGACGGACAAUGGAAUAGCAGAUUAGCUUGCUAGCAAACAUGCUAGCAUGGCUUGCUAUGUGGCCCCUGGUUUUGUAAUUUGAAUCAGUUGCUCUGUUUCCAAUCUUUAUGCUAAGCUAGGCUAAUUGCCUCUUACAGCCACAGCUUCAUACUCAAUGCACAGAACAUGAGAGGGGUCUCCAUCUUCUCACGUAACUCUCAGAAAAAAAGCAAAUAAGCAUAUUUCCCAAAAUGUUGAAGACUUUCUUUAAACACUAGACAUAUGAUUAGAUUAAGAAGCUUCUUUAAAGAGAUAUAAAGUGUCAUCUUCCAAGUCUGCCAAAAUAUAUGAUGAAUUUAAUAGUUUCGAGCCCUGCGCUUAUUUUGCAUGUACCUUUACCAUUAUAAGCCGGUUUUUGCCAAAGCCUGGAGCUUGAGCCCUACUGGCUGAUUUGUGCAUGCACAAGCUUUUGGUAAUAGCUCACCUGAUUAUAGACACAAUCCAAAUCAGAGUAUAACUGGCCUACGUGACUGUUUCUGGACAGUGAGUUUUGUGAACUUUAAACUGUACAAAAUCGUAUAAUCCCAGUGUUAUAUGGAUGGCAUGAUAUUUUUAGAGGAUAUGCAGUACCUUUUGGCAUCCUGUAGGUUGUCUUAAUGCUUUGUUCAAGUAUACAGGCUCGUCCCUUUCCUGGAUGAGUGGAAUGAGGUCAGCAGUUAUGUAGUGAUGCUCCGUUGUGGGUUAAGUGUUGCGUUAUUGACUGUGCAGCAAAGGAAGUUUAUUUGGAACUGGGGCAGGUUUUUACUUUACCCCAACCCAGACUUUGCUGCAUUAUUAAAACACUGAAUGUUUCAUUCUUGGAAAAAGAAAGCUCAGUUACUUCUAAGACUCAUUAAAUCAAUCCACACACCAUCAGAAUCAACAUAGACCUGAAGUGGAUGUGUAAGUAUACAGCACGUUAAUCAUUUGUAAAUGGAUAACUGAUUUAUUUCCAUUUAAGUGUACUGUAGUUUUACUCUAAGUUGCAUUACUAAUCUACAGUUUUGGCAUUUGUUCCUUGAUAUCAGUGAUCAUUUUUAAUUGGCCCGUGCUUGCAAACCCUCCUGACAUGUUUCUUUAUGUGUUAAUGUUCUGGAUGCCGUUAGGUGUUUUGAAAAAAAGGCAUUGUGCUAGUGUAUGACCAGCAACAGCAUGUCUCCUAUUCAGCCGUUUUGUGAUGGAUGCUCUCGAGGCGUACCAUACUGUAGAUGUCUUAACUCUGUGGAUACAGUUGGAAUCUCAGUGCCCUGUUGAGAAAAGAAAUCAGUAAAAUGAGACUUUUCCUCCUCUUGAUUCUAUUUUGCAUAAUGUCCUUGUGCUACAGGAAUUUUACGGAGAACGAUUGAAAAGCCUUGUUUCUGUACAAACUGGAACUGCUCCGCGUGUUUAAAAAAAAAUGCUGCUUUAACUGCUUUGAUAAAGAAAUAAAUCUCCUUCCAGUAA